GAUGUUGAGACAGGGCAGGAGAAGACCACAUUCAUAGGACACACUGGGGACUGCAUGAGCCUAGCAGUCUCUCCGGACUUCAAGCUUUUCAUUUCAGGAGCCUGUGAUGCCAGUGCCAAGCUGUGGGACAUCCGAGAAGCCGCUUGCCGCCAGACAUUUACAGGCCAUGAAUCAGAUAUCAAUGCCAUUUCAUUCUUCCCCAGUGGGGACGCCAUUUGCACUGGUUCAGAUGAUGCCUCCUGUCGCCUCUUUGACCUUCGGGCAGACCAAGAGCUCAUCAACUUUGCUCACGAGACCAUUAUGUGUGGAAUUACCUCAAUCGCUUUCUCCCGUAGCGGGCGCCUCCUCCUGGCUGGAUAUGAUGAUUUUAAUUGCAAUAUCUGGGAUAGUCUGAAAGCAGAGCGUGUGGGCCUUCUGUCUGGACAUGAUAAUAGGGUGAGCUGUUUGGGAGUAACUGCAGAUGGCAUGGCUGCCGCAACUGGCUCUUGGGACAGUUUCCUGAAAAUUUGGAACUGA
Messenger RNA from Thamnophis sirtalis, 516 nucleotides. The record is from RefSeq and is a predicted model, not a curated record. Lineage: Eukaryota; Metazoa; Chordata; Lepidosauria; Squamata; Natricidae.